Messenger RNA from Staurois parvus, 375 nucleotides. The record is from the annotation of a GenBank genome assembly. Lineage: Eukaryota; Metazoa; Chordata; Amphibia; Anura; Ranidae.
AUGACCCCAGUGCCUCUUUACGAUGCAUCCAAGCCAACAGCCCUCCCUUCUUCAGCCUGGCUUUGUGCCGGGAGUCACCAGGUCCCUACACCCUUUCCCCAACCACUAUAUUUUGGGAAAACACAGAAGGGCCAAGUUGCUUUCCAUUGCAGCGCCGUUUUUCACUGUCACCAGUACUCAUCAAGGAAGCAGGACGGUUCCUCCCUUCAGCCAGCAGCUCCCCACCUUCCACGCCAGAGCUGGUCCGGAGACAGCAAUGUCUGCCUCGUAGCCAGUCACAACCCUGUGAUCUUGACACCAGGAAAUGUGGAAUCAAACGAAGGCACGAGGAAGAUACACGGUGGCAUCGUCCUUCUCUGGACUUCUACAAGAUGA